UAGAAACUUUUUAUCCAAUAAUUAGCAAAAAGAAUAAGAAAAUGACUGCCUCAACGAAGUUUGAGCCUGAAGCAUUAGACGCAUCUUCCUCCUCGUUGUCCAUGCCAUCGAGGAAUCCGUAUUGGGCAACAAGUCAUGAAUGGGAUUUGGCAAUGGGAAGGUCUGAUGAUGGUGGACAGCAGUCUCUGAACAACAUCAAUUCUCAACAACAACUACAACAACAACAGCAGAAUAGUGCUGCUUAUUAUGAGCAAAUGAUCGCAGCUGCUUCGGCUGCAAAUGGUGGUGGUCAAACUUCAGCUUGGUACCCAACACAAAAUUAUGUAGGUUAUUAUGGACUAGGAGGUGUUCAAAGAGUUGGAGCUGCACUUAAUGGAUACUUGGGGUCUCCUUAUUCUGGUAAAUUUAUUAAAUUUGUUAACUAUUUAAUAAUCACCUACACAUAUGAAGGUGUGUAUCCGCACCAAGCUGUCGAUUAUUAUAAUGCGGCUGCUGCCUCAUUUCCUAGCAGUUAUUAUGCAGCAGCUGCAUCAUCAGCAAAAGCAUUAGCUUCACAUUAUGGUCAGCAACCUCAACAACAUCCACAAAAUUACCCUGCCAUACUUUCAAUGAAUAACAGUAAUAAAUACCCUCCAACGAUAUUAAUGGAUCAACAAGCAAUCGCUACAGGCAGUGAAUUAGACACAUCCCCUCCAUUAAAUAAUGGAUCUGCUGCGGUUUCCUCACCUCCUUUGGAAACAAAUUCACACAAUAAUGGUGCUACAAAAUCAAGCAAAUCAAGAAAUAAAGGAGAGAAAUGUGGCGGGGCUUCUUUAAAUAUAAAACGUUCAAAGAAAAAGAAGAUUUCCGCAAUUAGAAGCCAAAGUCAAGAAUUAAACCAAACACGAGUAUUUGUUUGGGAAUUGGAAGAUGUUUGUUCUAUACUUCCCCAAAAUCAUUAUUAUAAAGAUCAGUUAGAAAUUAUGUUAAAUGAGGCAUUAUUAAAAGUGUUAGAACACCUAUUUAAUUUAGAGAAUUUUGAUGAUUUUGAACAAACAAAUAUUAUGGAUGCUGAAAUGGAUGAAGCACUUCAUAAUGCUAAUCCUUCAAAUUCAUUUUCUGAUGAAUUAUCUAAUAAUAACAAUAAUAUUCAACUUCCAUCUACCAAUCCCUCUUCAAUUCCAACUUCUUCAUCUAAUUUAAAUAAACAAACGGGAAUAUCUUCUACAGAUGGAUAUAGAAAAUUAGCAGAAAAAUGUAGAAAUGUUAAGAAUGUUUUUGAGAGAUAUAGAAGGCUAUCUUCAUUUGCUGACUUGUUAGAGCAUUGUGGACUUCCAUCUACUCAAUUAAUUAGUCAUUUGGAGAAUAUUGAAAAAUUUCCGGAGGCUAGUAUAGCAUUGUUUAGGGAGUGUUUAUCUUUUAUUCAUAAACGAUCUCCAUUACUUAAACAACCUUAUGUUAAUGUAAUACUCUCAUCUAAUCAAAUAGAGGGUGGAAUAUCUGGCGCUUUUGGCCGUUUAAUGUUGUGUAGAUUGGGGGAAUAUAUUGAGGCUGAAAAUGUUUUUUGUAUUACUCGAAAUGGAAGAGAAACUGUUUUUGAAAGAUUGAUAAAUCAAUUUCAAAAGAAAUUAAUUGUUUUUAUUUCUAAUAAUGAAGUAACUAAAAAAUUUGCAGAAACGGUGAAUUUUAAAGGUUUAAUUAAGGGAAUUGAUAGAAAUAUUUAA
Meloidogyne enterolobii is the source of this 1703-nucleotide messenger RNA. The record is from the annotation of a GenBank genome assembly. Lineage: Eukaryota; Metazoa; Nematoda; Chromadorea; Rhabditida; Meloidogynidae.